UGGGGGGAGCUGCUACUGCAGCAACAGGGGAGAAAGGCGGGAGGGGAAGGAGAGGAGAGCGUCUGGGGGCGGGGCGGAGCGGUGGCCCGGUUUCCGGCGGGUUGUCGCGCUCGCUCUCUCCGGCCGCGGCCGCUCUCGCCCACAGCCGCUUCCUCCAUCCUGGUAUUUUUCGGAGCCUCCAUCCUGGUUCUUCCAAAGUGCCCGGACCCAAAACAGGAAAAUGGUCCAGAAAUAGAAACAUGGCAGGAAUUCAAUCCAGUUAACAUGAAGAUAAUACUGCUCGCAAGAGGAAAGCACCUUGGAUCUGAUACAAGGGCAGUAACUGCUUCAUCUUUUGACUAGAUUUGAGUAUGAGCACAGUUGAAGAGGAAUCUGACACAGUGACUGUAGAAACUGUGAACUCUGUAACUCUGACCCAGGACACAGAAGGGAACCUUAUUCUUCAUUGCCCUCAGAAUGAGACUGAUGAAAUAGACUCAGAAGAUAGUACUGAACCUCCAAAUAAGAGAUUGUGUUUGUCCUCUGAGGAUGACCAGAGUAUUGAUGAUUCUACACCCUGCAUAUCAGUUGUUGCACUUCCACUUUCAGAAAAUGAUCAGAGCUUUGAGGUGACUAUGACUGCUACCACAGAGGUGGCAGAUGAUGAGAUUACAGAAGGAACAGUGACACAGAUCCAGAUUCUACAGAAUGAACAGUUGGAUGACGUAUCUCCCUUAAGCAAUGAAGAAGUUUCAGCUGUUAGCCAAGCUUGGUUUACUACUAAAGAGGAUAAGGAUUCACUAACUAACAAAGGGCAUAAAUGGAAGCAAGGAAUGUGGUCAAAGGAAGAAAUUGACAUUUUAAUGAGUAAUAUUGAACGAUAUCUAAAGGCACGUGGAAUAAAAGAUGCCACAGAAAUCAUCUUUGAGAUGUCAAAAGAUGAAAGAAAAGAUUUCUACAGGACUAUAGCGUGGGGUCUGAACCGGCCUUUGUUUGCAGUUUAUAGAAGAGUCCUUCGCAUGUACGAUGACAGGAACCAUGUGGGAAAGUAUACUCCUGAAGAAAUUGAAAAGCUCAAGGAGCUCCGGAUAAAGCACGGCAAUGACUGGGCAACAAUAGGGGCAGCACUUGGAAGAAGCGCAUCCUCGGUCAAAGAUCGAUGCCGACUGAUGAAGGAUACCUGCAACACAGGGAAAUGGACAGAAGAGGAGGAGAAAAGGCUGGCAGAGGUGGUUCAUGAACUGACAAGCACUGAGCCAGGUGACAUCGUCACACAGGGGGUAUCCUGGGCAGCUGUGGCUGAACGAGUUGGGACCCGCUCCGAAAAGCAGUGUCGCUCAAAGUGGCUCAACUACCUGAACUGGAAACAGAGCGGGGGGACGGAGUGGACCAAAGAGGAUGAAAUCAACCUCAUCUUGAGGAUAGCAGAGCUUGAUGUGGCCGACGAAAAUGAUAUAAACUGGGAUCUACUAGCAGAGGGCUGGAGCAGUGUCCGUUCACCACAAUGGCUCCGAAGUAAAUGGUGGACCAUCAAAAGGCAGAUAGCAAACCACAAGGACGUUUCAUUCCCUGUCUUGAUAAAAGGUCUUAAACAGUUGCACGAGAACCAAAAAAACAACCCAACACUUUCGGAGAACAAAUCAGGCCCCGGAGUUCCAAACACUAAUACCAAUUCAAGCGUUCAGCAUGUUCAGAUCCGAGUUGCCCGCUUGGAGGAGAAUACAGGCAUCUCUCCAAGUCCCAUGACAGCUUUGCAGAUUCCUGUCCAGAUCACCCAUGUUUCUUCAACAGAAUCCUCUGCUGCUACUGUUGACUCUGAGACCAUAACACUAAACAGUGGAACACUACAGACAUUUGAGAUUCUUCCAUCUUUCCAUUUACAGCCCACUGGAACUCCAGGCACCUACUUGCUUCAGACAAGCUCAAGCCAAGGUCUUCCUUUAACACUGACUGCCAGUCCCACUGUGACUUUGACAACCACUGCUGCACCUGCUUCACCAGAGCAGAUCAUUGUACACGCCUUAUCUCCAGAACAUUUGCUGAACACAAAUGACAAUGUCACGGUACAGUGCCACACGCCAAGUGUCAUCAUUCGGACUGUUGCCACUGAGGACAUAACUUCUUCUAUAUCCCAGGCAGAACUAACAGUAGAUACUGACAUUCGAUCAACUGAUUUGACUGACCCUCCAGAGACCCUGGAAGCAGACACUUUUCCAGAUGAAAUCCAUCAGCCUAAACUGACCAAUGAAAGACCAUCAUUCAGUGAUGCUUGUGACUCCAAAUUCAGUGACCAGAAUAGUGCAGAACUGAUAGAUAGUAUGAUGGUCAGAGCAGAAGAAGAAAUCUCUGUUCCAGAUCUCAAGCAAGAAGAAGACUCGGCAUCUGCUUUAGCCAGUGCUUAUGUUCCCGAGGACCUGGAAUCUCCUACUAUAGAGGAACAAGUUGAUCAGUCCACAAUUGAUGAUGAAACAAUACUCAUCGUUCCAUCGCCACGUGGUUUUAUCCAGACGUCAGAUGAUAUAGAUAAUGAUUCUGUCUUACCUCUGACAACACUAACAGAUCCCAUACUGCAUCAUCACCAAGAAGAAUCCCAUAUUAUUGGAUCAUCCUUGGACAGUCCUAUUUCAGAAGACUCAAAGGAUGUAGAAGACUUGGUGAACUGCCAUUAAGCUCAUGUUCAGUAACAGGGCAGUUUAAACAAGGAAGCUGCUCACAAAACCCUGUGCUGGCACCACUUCCAGAGAAAGGAGAACCCCCCAUACCCACAGACCUAAUUUACCAUUCUUCUCAUUUUAAAGUAGCUGCUGUGCUUAAGCCGUCAUGCACAUUGUUUCAAUUGGGACUUUUACUUCAUUUGUGAGUAGAUAGUCACCUGGCGUCCAGUUUAACUUGCUAGAUGGGGGUUCUUGAUUGUGGGAGAUCAGUUAUAGUUAAUGUUGCCAAUUCAGUCAUCAGCCAGGGAUUUUGCUUGCUUCAGGUCCUGAGAAAGGAGUUAGAACCCCCAGAGCUGAAGUGUUCUGCUUUAAGUGAGCAAAGGUGUCAGAGGAGGCCUGCUUCCCAGCUUCUUCCAAGUUUGUAUCUGGUUAAGUUUCAGAGAAAAGUUUCCCUAUCUGUGUGGUUUAAAGAGUACUAAUAGCCUCAUACAGAAGCAUUGGGUAUUUCUACCUAUUUUACUAGUGUUUAACGCCUAGCUGGGACAUCUCUUGUAUUUAAACAAACCACAACAACAACAACAAAAACCCAAACUGCAUCCUCUCAUGAAGGCUGCUUCUGGCUGGCCCCCUGCUAGUGGUGAAAGUUGGGUUUGUUCCUAAAAGCAUUAAUAGAUACUGAAGAAAACUCAACUAUAGCAUAGUUGUUUUUAAAAAGGGGAAACAAGGAUGAGAGUAGUUGUCUUUCUGUCACACACCAACUACUCAAGAAGCCACUGCCCUGACUAAAACAAAGCUAGACCUUUCCACCUCUAAAAAUGGGGAGUAACGUUGCUGUCCCAGGAUAGGAGGCUGAUUUAUUACACUAAAGGCAAUAUAGAACCACUGAUGAUAUAUGGGAGAUUAAUUCAGCUCAUUAGGUGGUCAAGUGGAGGUAGAGUUUAGCAACCUCUCCUGCUCAGGGGUUUGUUUUUAAAUUGGCUUGUGGAAUGGAAGGAAACAAAUCAAGAAGUCAUUCCUAUAUUAGAAGCAUUUUAGCCAAGACAAGUGACUGACCUAUAAGGCUUUGAUGAGUAUGAUCCCUAUAGAAGAGUUAAAAAAAAAAACCCUCGUAUAAAUUAUUUUAUUUAUUAUUGUAAUUAGAUUUUCACAAUCAGAGUUUUUGUCUUUUUACCAUCUAAUGUGCUUUUUUUUGUUAAUGUGAAAUUAAAUUGUAGUUACAAGCAAUGGUUGGUUGCAUAGGGAACAAAAUAAUUGUAUAUUCAGUUUAACAGAAAUAAAAGAAUAUUUGUCUUAGAA
This is a messenger RNA of Monodelphis domestica (gray short-tailed opossum), 3929 nucleotides long. It is a transcript of the gene DMTF1, whose product is annotated as cyclin D binding myb like transcription factor 1. The record is from RefSeq and is a predicted model, not a curated record. Gene Ontology annotation, molecular function: DNA-binding transcription factor activity, RNA polymerase II-specific; RNA polymerase II cis-regulatory region sequence-specific DNA binding. NCBI's taxonomy places the organism in Eukaryota, Metazoa, Chordata, Mammalia, Didelphimorphia, Didelphidae. Gene Ontology annotation, cellular component: nucleus. Gene Ontology annotation, biological process: regulation of transcription by RNA polymerase II.